AAGUAGUUACACAAGUCCAACCAUAUCUAUAUAAGAAACUUGUAGUUCAUAUCAACUUCUUCAUCCAUAACUGAAAUAGAAUUAAAUCAGGGAAUCAUUUCUGCAAGCUAUUACUCCUACUAUAGUCUACUUCAACUUAGAAUUAAAUUAAAUCAGCGAAUAUGAGUUCAACAAGGAAAGCAUGGAUGGUUGCUGUUAGUGUUGGUGUUGUUGAAGCACUGAAAGAUCAAGCUGGAAUGUGCAGAUGGAAUUAUACUCUCAGAUCAAUCCAUCAGUACACAAAGAACAGAGUUAAAUCAUCUGUUUCUCAAGUUACUUCUUCUUCUUCUAUUCCAGCUUCUUCUGUCAUUCCAGACCAGAUUAUGAUGAUGAAGCAGCAUAGAGACCAUGAAAUGAAGCAAUCUGAUGAAUCACUUAGAACAGUUAUGUAUUUGAGCUGUUGGGGUCCAAAUUGAAAUGAAAGCCUUUUGUUCCCCAAACUCUAGCUAAGAUCUAAUUUAAUGUGUAAUUCCCCUUUGUUAAAUGGGGCUUGUAUGUAUAUAUAUAUGAACCCGAAAUUUUUUUCACAAUUUUUUCCCAUUUUA
Papaver somniferum (opium poppy) is the source of this 584-nucleotide messenger RNA. RefSeq lists its product as uncharacterized. Lineage: Eukaryota; Viridiplantae; Streptophyta; Magnoliopsida; Ranunculales; Papaveraceae. The record is from RefSeq and is a predicted model, not a curated record. The transcript has a single exon. Bases 162 to 455 code for a protein of 97 amino acids.